This is a messenger RNA of Drosophila bipectinata, 1585 nucleotides long. RefSeq lists its product as uncharacterized. Lineage: Eukaryota; Metazoa; Arthropoda; Insecta; Diptera; Drosophilidae. The record is from RefSeq and is a predicted model, not a curated record. Gene Ontology annotation, molecular function: phosphatase activity.
UUAUCUUUUAAAUUAUUUGUACUCCAUUUUAAAUACAUUUUUGCAACAUUUUUUAUUGCUAAGUUAGUUUAAUAUGAGUUCCACUUGAAGAAUGUUUGAAUUGUUUCAGUUAAAGUUAAUCAUUUAAUUACAAAAAAACUCUUUGAACCCAAUUUUUCCCGCUGUGUAUGUGACAUACAUUGCAGCUUAGUGACCAGUUGAAUUGGCUGCCGGUUUAAUGCAAUUUGAAAUGUGUAAAGUAACAGCCCCCACCCACUUGGUUGUUUGGUGAUCGGUUGGGAUCCAACCCCUAUCACAGCAGGCGAGGUGUCUUCCAGCGUGGGGCGCUCGGAGCUCUGGGCUUAGUUACAAAUGUGUCUCGUGUGGUGGCAAAGUGGUUGACGCAACGCUUGAGUGCAACCUUGAGUGGCAAGAAAUCCUGUACCAGCUAUCUUAUUGAUCCGGAUUUGUGCCAGCUAUUCGUCAUAGCGAUCGAUAUGAGUUCGUUUAAACAAAUUAAGCAUCUGAGUCCGAAGGAACGUUUGGACUUCCUUGAAUCUUUUGAUUUGGUUUUCUGCGACUGCGAUGGAGUUGUGUGGUAUCCUCUUCAGGACUUUAUCCCCGGAUCUGGGAAAGCCCUGGCUAACUUGGAGCGCUUUGGAAAAAAAGUUACGUUUGUGACCAACAACAGCAUUAUUUCUGUAAAGGAUCACAUAGAAAAGUUUACUAAACAAGGUCAGCUGUUGGUACACGAGGACCAAAUAGUUCACCCUGCUCAAACCAUUUGCGACCAUUUAAAGUCAAUUAACUUCACAGGAAUUAUAUAUUGCCUUGCCACCAAUUCUUUUAGAAAGGUUCUUACGGACGCGGGCUUUCAGUUGACCGAGGAGCAAGGAACCGAUAUGAUCAAGAGUCUCAAGGAUUUGAACGAUGCCGUAUAUGGCGGAGAUCCCGUCCAGGCAGUCGUAAUCGAUGUGGACUUUAAUUUGUCGGCUGCUAAGUUAAUGCGGGCCCACAUCCAACUUCAAAAUCCAAAGUGCUUAUUUCUCGCUGGAGCUGCAGAUGCUUUUAUACCUUUUGGAAAAGGCGAGGUUAUUGGUCCUGGAGUCUUCAUCGAUGUCUUAUCUCAAGCCGUGGGGCGACAACCUAUAACUCUCGGAAAACCCGGGAAAGAACUGCGCAAUGUCCUAUUGAAGCGCUACCCGGAUAUCCCGGCGAGUCGAAUUCUUUUUGUGGGCGACAGCUUGACCAGCGACAUAGCUUUCGCCCGCGCCAGUGGCUACCAGACACUGCUCGUCCUCACCGGCGGAACGAAGUUAAAGGACGUGGAGUUUCUACCGCCAGGGCAUCCCCAGAUGCCGGACUAUUUGACUGAUUGUUUGCAUGAUUUAACGGAUAUUCAAAAAUAAUUUUUUGGAACAAAUCAAAUAUUUUUUUUCUCACAUAAUUAAUAAAUAAUCAUAUUAUUCCACAUAAUCCUGGUAAUGUCGACUGGAAUGUUAAAUAAUAGAUGUUUCUCCAAUAAGUUUAUUUUUUAAGCAUAUUAAUUGUUCCGUUUUAAAUAAAAUUCACAGUCCUAUACCGUAGUACCUAACGAAUACAUGAA